Messenger RNA from Conger conger (European conger), 3466 nucleotides. It is a transcript of the gene hells, whose product is annotated as helicase, lymphoid specific. Gene Ontology annotation, molecular function: ATP binding; chromatin binding; ATP-dependent chromatin remodeler activity. Lineage: Eukaryota; Metazoa; Chordata; Actinopteri; Anguilliformes; Congridae. The transcript is spliced from 23 exons. Gene Ontology annotation, cellular component: nucleus; pericentric heterochromatin. The record is from RefSeq and is a predicted model, not a curated record. Gene Ontology annotation, biological process: lymphocyte proliferation; negative regulation of gene expression via chromosomal CpG island methylation; DNA methylation-dependent constitutive heterochromatin formation. Bases 229 to 2841 code for a protein of 870 amino acids.
GAUGUGUGGCUGUGCAGUGUUUUGGUGGUUCUAGAUAGCUACAAUUUCAAUACAAUUGUUCCGAUAUUUACGAAUUUGCAUAUGUACUUACAGCUCAUCACUUGCUAAAAAUCUGGGUAUUUCAAGAGUGACUUUUUCCCAAUCAGUGAACGAAUCAGUUAUACAACGUGGGUGUCAAAUUAUAUCGAUCUAACUUCAACCAGUUUUUUUUGGAAGUUUGUUCUCAAAAUGGACAGCGUCAAAGAACCUAGGAGCACAUCUCCUCAGUGCCCAAAACCGAACGAGUCUGAAGAACCCCAAGGUACUGCGGUGGAGAAUACCAUCUUUCGGAACGAUACUGCUAAUAUGAACGUGAAAGAUGAAGUCGAAGAACUUGCUGUCUCAACGAAAGAAGAAACAUUGGAAGUUGUUAUUACCAAGGCAAUGGAGGAGGAAGAAAGGCAGCUUAUGGAAGAAGGCGAGAGAAAGGAGAGGGAGUUGAUGAAAAAGGCCCAGGAGAAGAUGGGGAAAGAAAGUCAGGAAAUGCGCUUCAAGCGACUUCAGCAUUUGUUGGAGAAGAGCAACAUCUACUCCAAAUUCCUGCUGACCAAGAUGGAGCAACAGCAGCAGGAGGAAAAGAUAAAACGAGAGAGACUGGAGAAGAAGGCCGCAGCUGCUCCAGAGAAGGGUGGCAAGAAAAAGAACGAAAGGGUGGACAGGAAGAAACGAGAACGGGAGGAAGACUACAAAAUCGCCGAUGUCAUUUCCAAAGAGGAAAUUAUGUCAAAGGCCAAAAAACAAAAAACUGAGAAUCAGGACGGCAGUACUAGCCAGAGUACCGUUGAAGACUUGGAGAGGAUCAGCGACUCCAACUCCACCAUCAGAGGCCGCCUGUCCGAGGCGAUGCGGGACAAUGCCAGGCACAUGCUGGACCCGGAGAGGACCUUUGAGGGGCAGCCGAUUCCCGCCCAGCAGCCCGGGCUCUUCACCGGCGGGCUCAUGAGAUGGUACCAGGUGGAGGGCAUUGAGUGGCUGCGGAUGCUGUGGGAGAACGGGAUCAAUGGCAUCCUCGCAGACGAGAUGGGCCUGGGGAAGACCAUCCAGUGCAUCGCCCACGUGGCCAUGAUGCUGGAGCGGAAGGUGGAGGGGCCCUUCCUGGUGGUGGGGCCCCUGUCCACGCUGCCCAACUGGAUCAGCGAGUUCAAGCGCUUCACUCCGCAGGUUUCUGUGGUGCUGUACCAUGGGAGCCAGGCGGAGAGGGUGGCUCUCAUUCCGGAGAUCCGCAAACGGCAGGGGCCUCUGCACAUGAGCCCGGUGGUCGUCACAUCCUACGAGAUGGCCAUGAUAGACCGCAAAUAUCUGCAGCGUUUCCACUGGAAGUACCUGAUCGUGGACGAGGGCCACAGGAUAAAGAACAUGAACUGCCGCCUGGUUCGAGAGCUGAAGUCCCUGCCCGCUGACAACAAGCUCCUGCUGACUGGCACCCCCCUGCAGAACAACUUGGCCGAGCUCUGGUCCCUGCUCAACUUCCUGCUGCCCGACGUCUUCGACGACCUCAAGAGCUUUGAGUCCUGGUUCGAUAUCAGCACCAUCAGCUCUGCUGAAAAUAUCGUCGCAAAAGAACGAGAGCAGAACGUCUUGCACAUGCUUCACCAGAUCCUGACCCCCUUCCUGCUGAGGCGACUGAAGUCUGAUGUCACUUUAGAAGUGCCCCCGAAGAAGGAGAUUGUCGUUUUCGCCCCACUGACCCCAAAACAAGAGUCCUUCUACACUGCCGUGGUCAACAGGACCAUCAGCAAGAUGCUGGGGCAGGACAAGGAUGAUGGUCGUCCGGUGGAGUACACGUCCAGCGGGAGGCCCAAGCGCCGGGCCUCCAGGGCGGUGAACUACACGGAGCCCACCGGCGACUCCUAUCGGGACCUGGAGAAGUACCUGGAGAAAGUUCUGCAAGAGUCCAAGAACCGGCAGGAGGAAAGUACCCCUGUUGUCAAUGUGCGCACCAACCUGGACACCCAGAUCAACCUCAAGCUGCAGAACAUUCUGAUGCUCCUGAGGAAGUGCUGUAACCACCCCUACCUUAUUGAGUACCCGCUGGACCCCGCCACACAGGACUUCCUGAUUGAUGAGAAGUUGGUGGAGGCAUCCGGGAAGUUCCUGGUGCUGGACCGGAUGCUCCCAGAGCUACGGAAGAGAGGUCACAAGGUGCUGAUUUUUAGCCAGAUGACCUCCGUCUUGGACCUCCUCAUGGACUACUGCUACCUGCGGAGCUACAGGUACAGCCGGCUGGACGGGAGCAUGACGUACGCGGACAGAGAGAAGAAUAUGAAGGACUUCUCCUCGGACAAAGACGUCUUCCUCUUCCUCCUCAGCACUCGAGCUGGGGGCCUGGGCAUCAACCUGACCGCUGCUGACACGGUCAUAAUCUUCGACAGCGAUUGGAACCCUCAAGCGGACCUCCAGGCCCAGGACCGGUGUCACCGAAUCGGGCAGACCAAGCCCGUGAUGGUGUACCGCCUCAUCACCGCCAACACCAUCGACCAGAAAAUCCUGGACAAGGCCUCUGCCAAGAGGAAACUGGAGAAGAUGAUCAUUCACAAAAAUAAAUUCAAGGGAGGAAAGGCUCAGCUGCUGGAGCAGUCUGGGAGCUGCAUGGACCUCACUGAGCUGAUGGAGCUCCUGAAAUCUAGAGAUUAUGAAAAAGUGAAAGGUGGCAGUGGAAAGGUGAUCAGCGACCGGGACCUGGAGUUCCUGCUGGACCGCAGUGUCCUGCUGGAUCAAGCCAAAAAGAGUCGCAGGCAGGAGAAGGACGGGGUCUUCCGGGUGCUCGAGGGCAAAGAGUCUUCUGACAUCAGCCUUAGCUGAAGCAGACGAAGCAGCUCUGUGAAAGAAACGUGUUUCCAGGGGGAUGGCCCUGCUGUAUCUUGGGGAGUAGAUUUGGAGGCCAGAAGAGUCUUGCAUGGUCGGCACUGGAGUUGAGUUUUUCGAAAAAAACUUUGGAAGAAAUGUAUUGCUCCUUGCAAUGAUCCACCUGCUUUUCAUCACCCGUGUAUGUGAUUUUUUUUUAUUUUUUACGUACAUUAGUGUUUCAGGAUUAUUAUUUUUCCUAGUAAUCACACAAGAUCUGCAGUAUCCAUUACACGGGGCCAACACUGUAGGUUUGUAUCGGAGUCGCUGCUUCCUGUUGGAAGUGGUUCUCGAGUAGCUGUACGGGAAAUGCCACUUUAUGCAUCUGACAGUAGAUUUUGUAAAUAAACAAAUCUUGGUUUUAGUUCUCUUACUCGUACCUAUACAUGUUUUCACCAGUCUUCGGGGAAAAAGUUAAAAGAACUGGUGUCUCCAUGGGCCUUGAUACACCUUAAUACCUUGAUACACCUCUUAUCCUUUUUAUUUUAAAAUAAGGAAACUAUGCGGAAAAGACCUUGACUUGUGUUUGUUUCUAUGCCUUACUGUUGUCACUUUUAAAACAUUAAUAAAUACUGUAAGCUCA